Rhizopus microsporus ATCC 52813 is the source of this 795-nucleotide messenger RNA. Its product is annotated as enoyl-CoA hydratase/carnithine racemase. Lineage: Eukaryota; Fungi; Mucoromycota; Mucoromycetes; Mucorales; Rhizopodaceae. The coding region runs from base 1 to 795 and encodes 264 amino acids. The transcript has a single exon. The record is from RefSeq and is a predicted model, not a curated record.
AUGUCACAAGAAGUCCUAUUAACGAUUGAAAACAACGUGGCAACUCUUACAUUAAACCGCCCUCACAAGGGUAAUGCCCUUACAGCCACCAUGAACACACAAUUGCUGGCUUUUCUGGAUCAAAUAAAACAAGAUCCGCUAGUACGAGUAGUCGUGCUUACAGGUGCAGGCAAAUACUUUUGCACUGGUAUGGAUUUGUCCAUGGCUGCAACAUCUAGCGACGAAAAAGAUCAGGAAGCUGCCUUUGCAAAUGGUAUCAAGGUCUAUGAAGCACUUUAUCAGUAUCCAAAGCCCGUGAUUGCCAGAAUCAACGGACCUUGUUUAGGUGGCGGGGUUGGACUCAUCUUUACGACAGAUAUACGUGUAGCUCACAAGGAUGCUUAUUUUGCAUUAACCGAGGUCAAGCGUGGUAUUCUGCCAGCAAUCAUCUCUCAGUACAUUGUUCCUGAACUAGGGUCACAAAAGGCCAAAGAAUACAUGUUAACUGGUCGUAAGGUCAGUAUGGAAGAAGUCAAGGGUGCUCUCAGUACCGUUGUUUCCUCCGAACAGGAGCUAGAUCAAAGAGUCUCUGACUAUGCUAACAUGUUACUCGAGUCUGCGCCUGGCGCCAUGACAGGUAUAAAGCAGCUCGUACGCGCAAUUGUAGAAGGAAACGAUGUUCAAAGAUCACCAAGAGUUCAAGCAUAUGUCAAGAAAGCAUUUUUAGACAUGAUGAAGUCAGAAGAGGCAGCUUACGGUAUCAUGUCGUUCAUGAACAAAAAGAAGCCAGACUGGUCUUCUCUUUCAAAAUUGUGA